Eriocheir sinensis (Chinese mitten crab) is the source of this 10342-nucleotide messenger RNA. Its product is annotated as irregular chiasm C-roughest protein-like. Bases 1077 to 3824 code for a protein of 915 amino acids. The record is from RefSeq and is a predicted model, not a curated record. The transcript has 14 exons. Gene Ontology annotation, biological process: cell-cell adhesion. Lineage: Eukaryota; Metazoa; Arthropoda; Malacostraca; Decapoda; Varunidae. Gene Ontology annotation, molecular function: cell adhesion molecule binding. Gene Ontology annotation, cellular component: cell-cell junction.
AAUAAGAAAAAGUCCACAAAGAAACGCUCCUCUUAGUAUGGCUCUUGAACACUUGCCUUCCCUCUCCCCCAUCACGGCAUAAAGGACAACAGACUAAAGUGAUCCAAACUCUUAUUUUCUCAACCGUAGCGGGCGGGCGUGGAGGGGUGCAGGGCAUGGACGUUGGUGGAGGUGGAGAGUGGGUGUGGAGGGUGCUGUGUGGGCGGGGCAGGGACGUGGAGGAGAAGGGAUGGUUGGGGUAGGUGAGGGUGGGGAAGAAGGGAGAGGGUGGUGGGGUGAGGGGGGUGAAGUAUUCUUGGGUAAUGGGACUGUCAACGGCGAAAUAUCUGAGAAAAUAUUGGGUGUUACUGCGUCCUGGGAUUUCCGGGAGCUGUGGCCUCUUAAACACACACACACACACACACACACUCACACACACAAGGUCGUCAUGUCACUCGCAUACGGCGUAACAGCAUUAUUAUGUUUUCCUUUUCUCCUUCCCGUUUUCUCGGCCCCACGAUCUGUUUUUUUCCUCUUGACCUUCUACGUCUCAUUUUCCUCUCAUACGCACAGAGCGCUCAUACCUCCUUUUUCUUCUAUAUACGCUUCCUACCUUUAGAACUUUGCACACCUUCCAUAUUUUCCUUUCCUCCUAUACACACCAUUUUUAUAUUCUUUUUCUAUCUUAUCCAUAUUUUCUUUCGUCCUACAUCCGCCCUCUCCCAUGACUCGCCUUCAAACACACUUCACUGCUCCAAUCUUCCUAAACAUAUCCUCCUCACACGCUUUUCCUUCGUUAAUCUUUCUAUCCUUUCUUCCCACAUAGGAACAAAUGGAGUCUAAAAGAUGCCAGCAGGCCUAUACAAGACAAUUCCUGUAAACCUAACCUCACCUCUCUCCUAUCUCUCCCUUCCACUCUUUUGCAUCCAAUACUCAUCCUCCGUAUCACCAUUCCAUAUAUGACCUUUCUUGUCGUCCCUUCUACAGCCUUCUUCUGCCAUUCCACUUCAUUCCACAUUCUCCACUUGUCCGCCUCCUUGACACACCCUUGACCUAUCUAAUGCCUAUCUAACGUUACUUGUCCUUCCUUGCAGACCAUGUUCGCGUGGUGGAUCUCCUGGCUGGCGCUAUGCAUCCUGCUGGGUUGGAGUCCUGCAGGAGGAGGGACGGGGGUGGUCAGCGCGACGCCGGCGGCGGCGGGGACGGAGGCGGCGGCGACAGCGAUGUGGACGGUGACCAAAAGAAGCGGCGAAGACCUUCCAUACCAGCACCACCGCCGCUCGUCUGGCAGAAACACGCAACCUUCGAAAUCCUCCUCUUCCUCCUCCCCCUCCUCCUCCUCGAGCUCUCAUCUCCUCAUUGGGUCCCCCGCGGUGGGCCAGGGUCCAGCGCGCCAGGGGAAGGACCUGAAGCUCGGCCCCGGCAUGGGCGGCUCCGCGGUGGAGACGAUAGAGACGGAGGGCGCGCAGUACUUCGCCACGCAGCCCACGCCGCAGACAGCCGUGGUGGGCUCGACGGCGGUGCUCCCCUGCAGGGUCAUCAACAAAGUGGGUCACCUGCAGUGGACCAAGGACGGGUUUGGCCUGGGCACGGAGCGGGACCUGGACGGCUUCUCGCGCUACGGCAUGAUUGGCUCCGACGAUGAAGGAGACUUCAGCCUCAGGAUACAGCCGGUGUUGCUGGAGGACGACGCCCUCUACCAGUGCCAGGUGAGUGCCAGCUCGGGCGUGCCGGGCAUCAGGUCCCACACGGCGCGCCUCACCGUCUACGUGCCCCCCGAGCCGCCCCGCGUCACCCCCGCCGUCCUCAGCACCACGGCGGGCAUGACGGUGACGCUCGAGUGUGAGAGUAAAGGAGGACGACCGCCGCCUGAGAUUCAGUGGGUGGACGACAGCAGACGGGAGACGAUACGGACGGGCGCCAUGACCUCCGAGGAAGUGAUGCCGGACGGGAAGCGAGUGACGGUCCGCUCCCGCUUGUCCUUCACCCCGCGCCGCUCACACCACAACUCCUCCAUCACCUGCCUCACCUCCAACCAGGCCCUCAGCUCCCCCCUCACAGGUUCAAUCCAGCUGAAGGUUCUGUUCCCGCCGGAGGUCAAGCUGCAGGUCAAGCCGUCGCAGCUGGUGGAGGGAGACGACGCCACCUUCAUAUGUACGGCGCAGGCCAACCCAGACGACAUAACGUACAGGUGGUAUCACAGCAGCGAGGAACUGAAGAACGAGACCUCGAGGACGCUAACCCUGCACAAGAUAUCCAGAAACCUGCACCAAAACGCCGUCUCCUGCGAGGUAUCGAACAAGGUGGGCACGUCCAAGAAGACCAUGAGCGUGCACGUGCAGUACGGCCCCGUGUUCCGUGUGCUGCCCCGCGACGUGAUGGCCGAGACGGGGAAGGACGUAACGCUGAAGUGUGACGUGGACUCCAACCCGCCCGCCAGCAUAGUGUGGCUCCAGGAAGGCUCUCAUAAGAUCAUAGGGUCAGGCCAAACACUCGAGGUGACCGUGGGACCCUCAACCGCGGGGGAGUACAUCUGCGUGGCCUCCGUGCGGGGCUUCCAGGAGCAGCGCGGCAAGUUGAGGGUCCUCGUCAAGGGGCCGCCCACCAUCGUGAGUUCCAGCGAGCAACAGGGGCGCAUGGGAGACACCGUGACCAUUGAGUGCAGCACGGUGUCCAUUCCCAGCCCCAUCAAGAUUACCUGGACAUACAAGGGACGGGACAUUGACCUGAGCGACCCGCGCUACGAGGUGGUGCAGGAUGAGCAGGAGGAGGGCCUUCGCAACAUCCUGGUGAUCCAUGACGCCGACACACCGGACUUUGGGGCGUACAACUGCUCGGUGGUGAACGAGUACGGCGUGGCCAGGAAGCAGAUCCGACUCAACGAGGAGAAGACGGUGCCUGUGGUGCUGCUGGUGGGCGGCGUGGUGGCGGUGGUGGUGGUUGCCGUGGUGGUGGCCUCCCUGGUGCUGUGCAACAAGAGGCACUCCAACAUCAAAGAGCGGACUCGUCGCUUUCAAGGCAGUGUCUAUGAUUACCUUGGUCGACGGACUGUGAGGUUUACGAAAGGGUCCCCAGUGCCCGAGAAGCCCCCUGCGGUGACGGUGGUGCCGGGGCCGCAGAUCGCGAACAUGUACUCGGCCCCGUCAGAUACCAAGCUAUCGGAGGAGGUGUGUUCGAGCCCCGCCCUGUCCAGCCGGCCCAUGGAGGAGCUCAGCCCGUCGGAGGAGGCCAAGGCGCGGGCGGUGCAGGCACUCAACAGGCUCAGCGGCGACUCCGGCCCCACGUUCAUCCCUGACCCGGUGCGUGACGCCGCGUGGGACGGUGAGGGCGGCCGCGGCUACGUCCCCUUUGUCGACUACAGCGGGAGGGACUACGCGCCCAUCCCCAACGGCAGGCGGGCGUCCAUCAGCGACCUGGGCCACUACACCGCCGCCCACGCCCACCAGCACUCCCCCAACGCCUCCUCGGACUUCUGCACCAUCAGGAGAGGGACCCGAGCGGCGGACUUAGGCGGUGAAGGCUUCCUGGGCUCACUAUCGAAGUACCACGACACGACGGCGACGCUGCGGCACAACGGCAACGCCCACACCCUCGCCAGACACUCCGCCUACACCCCCGCCCCCCGAAACCCCUCCUACGGCUCCCCUCCUCCCCCGCCCUACCCUAGGAACUCCAAGAUCGGGUCCCCGCGUGGUCCUAUGUCCCCCGGUGGCACUAAUGCUAUCACGCUCCCGAACACCAACGCGGCAGCCACCACCCUGGGGCACCCCGAGGGCCGUGGAUCACCAGAGGCACAGUUCAUCUUCUCCCCCGAGGCCAUGAUGAAACCCGGGACCCUUGUGUGACCCCGCCUCAUCAGCCCCCCUUACCCCAGCCCACUCCCCUCAUCCUCCCUGGAACGUCGCCACUCCCACGCCAAUCUUCCAAACUCGUGACCUUCUGUAUAGGAACGUGGGCCUUUGUAUUCCUAGUUUUGUUAAUAUGGAGUAGUGAAAGUGUCCCUCCUCGUCUUGGCUCCCUCAAGGCCGCCCGACACCUGGUUACCUGGGGAUAUAUCGACCAGGUGACUUGGGUCUGUCUCGCUCUUACCUGCCUACCACCUGCCUGCCUGCCCACCUGCCUGCCUGACUUCACCACCUGUUUACGCGAUUACCUCAAAGAAUGCAGAUGAAAGGUGGAGGAAAGGAGAGAAAGGCGGCAAGGACGGGGCUGUCUUGAGUCGCGGAGAGGGAGGGAAAGGGAGAAAGAGGAUAAAAGGGGGAGAAGGGAGAAAAGGGGAGAAUGGAAGGGAAGGACUCGGUUUAUGCAUUUAUGAACAUUUAUUUAUAACAUUUAAACUCUCUCUCUCUCUCUCUCUCUCUCUCUCUCUCUCUCUCUCUAGCAUUUACCUACCUCCUCCUCCCAACGAAGCUUCGGGAGUGGCUUCGUUUUCUUCGAGCCUCUGCCCAGCGUAACAAUCGACCAAUUAAAGCGCUAAUGGGUUGUUUGGGCCCAGCCAAUUACCGUCUGGCUUUCUCCCCUCCCCCCCUCUCUUCUCUCCCAUCUCCCCUCUUCUUCCCUCCUCCGUCACCCUCCCAUGUGGAACCCAAACACGAGAGGAGGAGGAGGAGGAGGAGGGAGAAAAGGUCUGCAGAAAGUAAAAUCUCAUGAGGAGGUAUGAAGAAGGGGAAGAGGAGAAGGACGAGGAGGAGGAGGAGGAGGAGGAUGAGAGUGGGAGAGGGAGACGGAGGAGAGAGAAAAAAAUUCGAGUUAUUGGAAAAGAGCGCGUGAGUUUUUCUGAAAGAGGAGGAGGAGGAGGAGGAGGAGGAGCUGAUGAUGAAUAAGAGAAAAGCAACGACGCAGGCAGGAGGAGGUAAAAAAGUGAAAACAUAAGAGGUUGUUGCAGGAAAGGAGUGAAUGAAGGUGGGCAGAGAAGAGGUGAAAGAGUAAGAGGAGGAGGAGAAGGAGGAGGUGAGAGAGGGAGAGAGUAGGCGGGAGGGAGAAGUGGCAAAAGUUUUAUCAGUUAGUAUUUGCUUUCUCUCUCUCUCUCUCUCUCUCUCUCUCUCUCUCUCAAACAAGCAGCAGAACAGAUAAUCGAGUCAGCACAGCAGCCUCUAGUCAGUCCCUCUCAUUGGUGGAUUGUAUAACCGUAGCGUCCAAUCACAGGCCCCGAGAGGGUGUGGCAGCCAGUCCCGUGCGUCCCCCGCGGUGACGUCACGGCGCGCAGCAGACGAGCUGUUUGUACAUAGUCAAUAUUCCGAUGACCUUGACUUCUUCUCACAGCAAUACGGAGUGACAUGAAGGAAGAGAGAUAAUAAUAAUAAUAAUAAUAAUAGUAAUGAUAAUGUAAAAAAAAUCACGUGUUGUUACUAUUCUAUCAUUUAUUGUUCUCUAUUUCCGUUAUUGUUUAUGUUUUCUCUAUCACAGUUAUUAUUUUUAUUUAGUUAUCAUUAUUAUCAACUUUUUUUUCUAUGAUGCAUUUACCGAGGAUAACUACGUCUUCUAAAAUGCAUGAACUUGUAUAUCAUUUUUGGCGGGUGUUCGGUAGAAUAUCUAUCGUAAUAUCUACCGUGAAAUUAUAUAAAGCCAAAAGAAUAAAAAAGAACAAAGGUUGAAUAUAAUAACUGUAAUAUUCGAGUUUCGUAAACCCGAAACACACACACACACACACACACAGACACACACACACACACACACACACACACACGCUAGUCACUUCUUAACCAACUUUUCCAGACAUAACCUCCUCCCAUUUUCAUUCAGUCCUCUCCCCCCCCCCCUCCCUUCCCCUUUUCUGUCCCCUCUCCCCGCUCUUCCUCCUCUCCUCUCUCCCCUCUCCCCGCCACCCAGUUUACUCCCACGACCUAAUAUUUUCUAGUGAACAACCUCCUCCUCUCCCCUUCUAUAUUCCUUUGCUUUCCUUCUUCUUUCUCACACCUUUCUCUCCCUCGUCUUCUCUCUUCUUUUUAUCCUCUCCCCACCUAUCUCCCCAUCUCUCUCCCUCCCAUUCUUUCUCUCCCCCUUCAUCCUCCCCAUCUCCUUGUUUUCAUCUUUUUUUUCUCCCCUUCUUCAUCUCUCUCGUCUUCUCCCAUUCCUUUAUCUUCUUCUACCCUCUACCCCCCUUGCUCUCUCUUCCUCCCAUUCAUUCUCCGCCUUCUCUCCUUUUCCUUAUUUUUCCUUAUUCUCCCUUCCCUCCCUUUAUCUUCUCCUACCACCACUCUACAUUCCCCCUUUUUUUCUCCCACCUCAUCCUCCCCUCUCUUUCCAUUCUCUUUGUUUUCCUCUUUCCCUUUCUUUCUUUACCCCGUCUCCUCUCUUCCCUUUAUCUUCUCAAACACCCAUUUACCCUCCUUUGCCUUCUUUUUUCCUCCCUCUCUUUCCCCUUUCCCUCCUCACCCUCACCCUCGCUCCUUCCCUUUGCUUGGUUAAUAGAAAACGGGCGAAGUUCACCCAUCAGGGCCAACUUAAGCUCAUUACCUUCCCCGCAUUAAGUGACGGACACAGCGCCUCUCGAAGCAGGGCGUUAGAGUGUUAAGCAGGGUGAGGGGUAGGGCAGAGUGUGGGGUGGUACAAUAUUAUGAUUUUUCUCCUCGCGGCCGGCGGGGAGAGGGAGAGGCGCCUUUAAUUUUAAUCUUAUUUAGCUAAGCACGUGAUGUCAUAUUAAUUAAUUAGUCCAAACGCGAAGAAAAUGGAAUCCUGAAAUAAUUAUCUAGACUGACGUUCUUUAAUUCACCUUUUCUCGUCUUUAUUUUAUUAUUAUUAUUAUUGUGUGGAGGUCUAUUUUAUUUAUUUAUUAUUAUUUUUUUUUUACUAUUUAUUUUGGCGGGGGGUCUUUUUUAAUAUACAGUUGUGGCGUGUGGUGAUGAAAGUCUAUCAUUUUUCUAACUUUUUUUUUUUGGUUUAAUUAAUUCGUAUUUCCGUGGUAAUACUAAAUGGGAGCUUUUAUUUCUUCUUAACCGAUAAUUCUGUAAAAGCAAAUUGCACCCUUUUAUCUAUUUUUUUUAAUAUUUAUCUUAAUCUUCCCUUUAGUCUGCGUUCCAAUGAAUUUAAGCUUUUAAUUGAAUUAUUUGCCACCAAUUUCAUAUAGCAACGCAAAUUUUAAGUAUCUUUUAUUUUGUCUCUCAUCUAUUUUUUUUCUCUCAUAUUCUAGUGCUCUUUUCAGUAUUUAUCUCAUAUUCGCUUAAGUCUGCGUUCCAGUGAGUUAAAGUUUAUAAUCAACUAUUUUCUAACAUCAAUUUUAUAAAGCAAAGCAAAUUGUACGUGGUGACUCUUCUGCUCUCCCCUUUUUCUGAUCUUUCUCUCUCUCGCCGCUUAAAUCUGCCCUCCAUCGGAUUGCACUUUUAUUCCAUUCAACUUUUCUUAUUUCGCUGAAUGGGCUCGCGAUGACCCAAAAGGAGGAGUACCGGAAGUGAAUCAGACUCGAUGAUGCUCAGGCGUUCCCGGACGAGGCGAGAGGGAGAGGGAAUCGAUGCCGGGAGGAGGAAGAAAACGAGAUGUGAGUGUAGGAAGCGUCACCCCUUACGACCGUGUGUGUGUGUGUGUGUGUGUGUGUUACUUUUCUCCUUCCCUUACCUGUCUUCCCUUAAUUAGGCGUCACACCUGCCCGAAACACACCUGUACCGCCUCGUGAAUGACAUAGUAGAUUUAAAAAGAAACUGAAUUUUACUUUUUUUUUUCUUACUUUCACCCCCCCUUAAAAAAAAGAAUGUAAAAGAAAUUUCUGCACAAAAGGACGCUUGUUUUAAAUAAGAAUAACAACACUUUCUGAACUUUUUUUUCCUUGGGAGCGUUGUUUAGAAACUUUUAUGUGCUCUCCAAAGGCCCCGUUGAGAGAAUUUUACUUGUGACUUCUUCAACACGGGCGAGUCAGGACUGUUUAAUGCAUUUUUUUCUCUCCCUCUCCCUCUCCCUCUCCCUCUCUCUCUCUCUCUCUCUCUCUCUCUCUCUCUCUCUCUUGCGUUUUCAACUUGACUCUUAUCUCCAAAGUUUUUACCGCCAUCAUCACGAUUUUUCUCUUGCAUAUUUACCUCAUUAUCCAAAAUUUAUCGACCCUUUUAUGCCCAAACUUACACUUGUUUCUUCGUGCCUUUCUUUUCAUACUUGCUAUCUACUACUUUUAUCACCUUCUCCCUUAUCUGCCAUUGUCUCACUUUCUACCUCCACGAUCCACCUGCCCCUCCCCCCCUCCUCUCCUUUUUUUUUUUUUUUAUACUUGACAACUAUUUUUAUUUCUUUCUCCCUUAUCUGACUUUCACUCUCUACCUCCCUCCCCCCCCUCUUUCCAUACCACUUUCUAUUAUUAUUAUUACCGUUCCCCUUGCCUGCCACUGUCUCACUUUCUACCUUCACCUUCCAUUUGCACUCCUCCCCAAUUUAUUUUUCAUAUUUACAUUUUUUUUAUGUAUUACCUUCUCCCUUGUCUGGUAUUGUUUCCCUUUCUGCAUCCACCUUCCUCCUGCUUCCUUCACUCUCUUCAAUGAUGCGCGUGACCUCUGACUCCACAAGGAAAAUGGUUAGGUCAAUUAGGGUUUCACGGUCUUGGGGCUGGCGAUUCUGCUUGUUCCUUAACCGAACACAACGUCUCUGUCCCCGAGCAACACCAAGGUAAAGAAAAGAAUCACCUCACAACACCUUCGACCUCUUACAAACCCAGUCCACGUGUCCAAAAUCGUGUCUUUCUCUUAAAUUCUCAACUCUUUUUUUAUCGAUGUCCUUCCCUCGAUUUCUACUUCUGCUCCUAUCUCCGUCUAUUCCUCAAACCUUCCCCUGAUAUCUACUUCUGUUACUGUCUUCGCCUAUUCCUCAACCCAUUCCACAGUCCCAUUCUCCUUCUUCUCUAUCCUUCCCAUAAUUUCUACUUCUGUUUCUUUCUUCUCCUAAUCCUCUUAACCUUCCAGAAUCUCUUUUCCCCUACCCACUCCAAAGCGCCCCUCCCAUUCCUUCCCACCUUGUUCCACCUCUCCAAACUCUCCACUUUGCCUCUUCCCCAUCUCAACAUCCUUCCCCCACACCCACCAGCCCACAGAGUCCUCCCCACAGUCCAGACGGAGGGGAGGGUUGGGGAAGUACUGAAAAAGGAGUUUACAUGUGAUUUAUUGAUAAUAUUAUACGAGUUCGUUUACACCUGCAUAACAAAUAGCAACAACAACAAUAAUAAUAAUGAUAAUAAUAAUAAUAAUAAUAAUAAUAAUAAUAAUAAUAAUAAUAAUAAUAAUAAUAAUAAUAAUAAUAAUAAUAAUACGAUAAUGUGGGGAGAGCAACAUCUCAUCAAUAAUACUUUCUAAGAAAUAUUUAGAUUCUGAAAAUACGAGAAAAAGGUAAACACAUGUAACAACUCAGUCUUCAUCGAUUCAUGUUUAUAUUUUAUGAGAACGAACACACACACACACACACACACACACACACACACACACACACACACACACACACACACACACACGGAGAAAGUGCAUGUCAUCACCGGAAAGCUUCGCCCAGUGUUCCUCCGCCUCCUAACUACUACAAUUAACUACUUUAUCUUCUACAAUUAACUCCUACAAUCAACUCUCGUUCUCCUACACUAAUCACGCAAUCCAUAAUAAUCUGCCACUCGCAUGAACAAAAAUAACUCACGUACUACUUCUUCCUGACAAAAUACUACUAUACAUAAUAAUAACAUUAAUGAUAACACAAUAAGUAAUAUAUAUUGUCGUAAUGGAAGUUAUUGUUUGCCAAUGACAAUGGAUGUUUUUUUGCUUUCUGUCUUGUGACUCAUGAAAACUAAAGACAACUGAGCUUUUUUUAUUUAUUAUUAUUUUUCUGCUUUUGUUUCGUUAUUCGGUAAAAGUAAACUGUAAAGAAUACGGGACUUGGUAAAAUGUCUAAUCCCUUUUUUUUAAAUGUUUACGAUAACUAAAGAAAACCGUGAACAAGUUUUCUCUUUUCUUUGUAUCUGUGAAUCCUUUGCUUCGUGUUCGGCAUGAUAACAGCCAAUGUAAUUAUAAAGAAAACUCGCUUUCAUGGGUAUUUUCUCCCAUUCCUACCAUAACUAUGAUUAUAAAGGAAGCGAUGCCUAUGAUUCACUUCUUUAUAUAAGUUUCAUGUCGGGUAAGAACAACUUUAACGAAAACGGGAUUUAGUUGGGUGGACCCUUCUUAGAGGCGGGACUGACCUAGCCUGAGCCGCCGCCGCCGCCGCCACGGUACACUAUCGUGACGGCCUCAGUCUCGCCGCCGCCGUCAUCGCCGCCGCCCUCCGCUGCUGUCUACUGUAGAAACAAACGUUCUCUCCUUCGCUAUAACGUAGUCGCUGAGUGCAUGGAAGUGUGUAAAUACCUGUACAUUGCAAAACGAAUUACUUGUUUGUAUCUAAAUGGGCAUUUUUGGUAAUAAAUUAUUUUGAUUAU